AGAAAAUUGGUAUACGUUUUACUUAUUUUUAAAACCAGAAUUGGUUUUAAAUUAAAGUGUUCGCGAAUGUUUAGUUUUCUUCGACCACAUGGAAGAGAAGCUUAGCAACUAUCGAACCAAGAAACGUCGCCAGGCACUAUUAAACAAUUUCAAAGAUCGCUUCUUUAAUAUGGUAUCGUUCCAGCAAGUCCGAGUGGACGAAAAAGCAUCCCACGUCAUUGUGGAAACCGACCCCGAUAAUAACCAAUCAAAGCCGACAAAAUGUAUUACUCCUGUCCACAAAGGAAAACUGAAUCGCAAACCCUUAGGUACAGCUCAAUCUAACUUCGAUAAUGAGUCGGUUACAUCGAUUGCCAGUUCAACAUCCGGCAGCGAAACCGAACUGUCACAGGCUGAACAACCCGUUCAAAAGCCUUCCCGGUCUUAUCUAACGUACAUCACUUAUACGGUGUAUUUCCUUUUCUGGGUUACACUGUAUGCCAUUGCAAUUGAGCUUCGAUUUGGAGUUGUCUUUCUGAUGUUUUCGGCACUGGUGGCCAUCUAUCUAAACACCCGAACGGAGAAAACGCCGGGCGAAAUCAGUGCGUACAGCGUAUUCAACCGGAACUGUGAAGCCAUCGACGGUACUCUGAAAGCGGAGCAGUUUGAGCGUGAGAUCGGAAUUAGACACUGAGCGAAGCAGAGCUAAAAGUUAAACUAUUUUUACACUUUAACUGAAAAAAUUCCCGCAAUAUUAUCAAGAUAUUUAUAUAAAUUUUUUCACAUUAUUUAUCAUUGACGUUUCUGUUUCCGGCAAGUGGAAUAUCUAAGCAUGCAAUCGUAGCAAAAAGUGGUCAUGGUUCAAUUAUUUAUUACUCAGGCGAUUAUUUAUGUCAUUUAAAAUAAACAUUUUUGGAAGUUAGCUAUUAGUUGACGUGUAAAUCAAGCAUGUCCAAAUCAAAGAUGAAUUAUUUUUUUUAUGUAUAU
Sabethes cyaneus is the source of this 966-nucleotide messenger RNA. RefSeq names its product SAYSvFN domain-containing protein 1 (gene Saysd1). The record is from RefSeq and is a predicted model, not a curated record. Lineage: Eukaryota; Metazoa; Arthropoda; Insecta; Diptera; Culicidae. Bases 89 to 673 code for a protein of 194 amino acids. The transcript is spliced from 2 exons.